Molecule: messenger RNA, 6485 nt
Organism: Chlamydomonas reinhardtii
Lineage: Eukaryota; Viridiplantae; Chlorophyta; Chlorophyceae; Chlamydomonadales; Chlamydomonadaceae
Exons: 12
Coding region: 118-6018 (1966 amino acids)
Biological process (GO): intracellular protein transport; retrograde transport, endosome to Golgi
Cellular component (GO): Golgi membrane; cytosol; Ric1-Rgp1 guanyl-nucleotide exchange factor complex
Molecular function (GO): protein binding
Source: RefSeq, a predicted model, not a curated record
ACAUAGCUUGUCUAUUACAUCGGCCUGCCUAUAGCCUUGCGGGCGCGGCUACGCAAGAAUGGCUCAGUGCAGAGAGACUUGACUUGAUGCCGAGGGCCUUUUGAGGCCACUCUAGCCAUGUACUUCGCUUAUGGAUGGCCCAAAGUGGCCUUCUCUGAGCUGCAGCCUGGCGAUACUUACAUUUACCUUCACGCCACCGAUAAAUUCUUUUUUGCGGUGUCAAGGACAUGUGUGCAGCUAUGGACAGGAGGAUUAUAUAGGAUCAAACUGAGCGAGGUGGUGCGAACAGAAGAGGAUGUCCGGCAAGAGGGCUGGCACCUGGGAGCGCUAUGGUCGCCUACGAAAUCCACAUUGGCUGUACUGACUUCGGAAAACUACUUGCACCUGUAUGCGAUCCACACCUGGAAGGAGACGCUGCUGCCGUCAUGCAACUUCGCGGCGAAGGACAUCCAGAAGGUGGACAUUUACCUUCGGAGCAGCAUCCGCAUGGACAGCGAGUCUCGUGCGCUGUCGCUCACGGGCGACGGCAGGCACCUGCUGGUGGGGUUUGCCGACGGCACCGUGGCCUCGUUGUCCUGGCUCGGCAAGAUGCGGGAGGUGGCCUACCCGCUGGACGACGCCGCGGACGCCGACGACGACGGCUACGGACCCAUGGGCCUCAUGCCGGGCUUCGCCAGCGGCAUGGGGCUGGCGGAGGGGCCGGAGGAGGGCCGCCGCGUGCCGCACGGGUUCGUGUCGGGUGCCGACACGCCCGCCGGCGGCAUGUACGGCGGCGGCGGUACAGCCGGCGGGCGUGACGCGGCGGCGCAGGCGUCGGUGUACAGCAGCGCGCCCGCCACGCCGCCGCCGGAGCCGGCCAGCUGGCAGCAGCGCAUCCCGCCGGCGGACAAGGCCGCGGCCGGCGCCGCCGCCGCCGCUCUGGCGGGCGCUGGUGCAGCGGGGCCCGGGCCAGGGGCUGCACUGGGCGAUGGCAUGGCGCUCCUCACGCCGCCCGGCACGGACGGCGGCGCGGCACCGGGCUCACACCCACACCCGGGGCCGCUGGUGCUGCCGCCGGCCUCCGCUGCCACCGCCAGCAGCGUCUUCGCCGCCGCCGCCAACGGUGACUACUUCAGCCGCGCCAGCAGCACCCUCAACGGCUUGUCCGGCGGCGGCGUGGCGGGCCUGUCGUGGGCGGCGGGCGGCGGCGGGGCCGCGGGGCUGCUGCCUGGCAUGCAGCCGUCGCGUGCCAUCGUGCAGAUGAGCUACUGCGAGGUCAGCAAGGUGGUGGUGAUGGUGACGGCGGACGGCGCCUGCGCGGUGUGCGGCGCCAGCGAGGGCGGCCUGAGCCCGCUGUCGCAGCUGUGCUUCGGGCGCUGGCUGUGCGGCCCGGCGCGGCGGGCGGUGUGCGGCGCGGUGGGGGUGCGGGCGCAGCUGAUUGCGGUGGGGCGGGACAACGGCGAGGUGGACAUGUACAGCCUGCACCGCACGUCCGGCGCGCCGCCCGGCACUGACACGCACCCGCACCUGGGGCACGAGGCGGCGGGCGCCAAUGGCGGCGCCGCCAGCAGUGGCGGCGGCGGCGGCGGCGCGUGUGAAGCGCCGGUGCGCACUCUGACGCUCGAGAGCUGGGGGCACAAGUUCCAGCAGACGGGGUCGGUGGUGCAGAUCGAGUGGUCUCCCGACUGCCGCGCGCUGGCGGUGGGCUACAGCGGUCAGGGCGUGGUGGUGUGGUCGCCCAGCGGCUGCCGACUCAUGUGCUCGCUGCGACAGCCCGGACCCAGCCUCUCCACCUUCCCCUCCACAGCCAUGUCACGUGGCGGCGGCGGCGGCGGCGGCGGCGGCGGCCUGCCAGCUAUGAGUCAUGCCGGCAGCAUGGCGCUGCGUGCCGGGCCCUCCUGGCGGGCGCUGGGGUUGGGCGGCGGGUUCGGCUUCGCCGGGCCUGACGGCGGCGGCCUGCUGUCACCCGCCUUGUCGAAUGCCGGCAGCAUGUGGGGCGGCGCAGCGGGUGGCGGCGCAGGCGGGCGUGGCGGCGGCUUGUUGCCGCCGGUGCCGCUGGACGGCGGCGUGUCGGCGGUGUGUUGGGGGCCGCACGGCUACCAGCUGGCGGUGGCGGAGGUGGGCGGCAGCCCGGGCGGCGGCGGCGGGCUGGCGGAGGUGGCGUUCGCGCACAGCCUGGCGCACCACCACCGCGUGGCGCACGGCGGGCUGGGCGGCAGCAUGGCGGACGAGGAGGUGCACGUGCUGCUGGGCCACGACCGGCUGGUUCUGAUCCGCGAGGCGGGCGAGUCGUCUCUGGGCGUGGUGCCGUGGGCGGGCGGCGAGGAGCCGGCGGUGGGCCAGGCGGGCGACCUGGCGGUGGCGCACGUGGCGCUGCCACACAGCUACGUGGCCGCCAACUGGCCGCUCACGGCGGCGGCGGUCAGCGCCAGCGGCAGUGACGUGGCGGUGGCGGGGCGCUGCGGCCUGGCCGUGUACAACAGGGCCAAUGAGCGGUGGCGCCUGUUUGGCGACGUGAGUCAGGAGCGGCAGGUCAGCUGCCGCGCCCUGGGCUGGCUGAGCGCCGGAGUGCUGGUGGCGUGCAGCGGCGCAGACCCCAACGCCGCAGCGGCGGGAGGGCCGGGAGGAGGCGGCGGCGGCGGCGGCGGCGUGGGAGGCGGCGGCGCGGGCGGCGGUGUGGGCGGCCCCACCGGCUACGAGCUGCUGCUGUUGCCGAGGUACCACCUGGACCUGACCUCGGUGCUCAUCCGCUACCCGCUGCAGCAGCCGCCUCUGGCCAUGGACUGCCUGGGCUCCCACAUCCUGCUGGCGCACGAGCCGCUGGAGAUCACCCUGCUGGAGGUGGCCCUGCACGGCGAGCUGGCGCCCACAGGCGACCCCUCCGCCUCCAUCUCCGCCGUACGGCAGAUCUCAAUGUACGACGUCGGCCGGCCCCUGUCCGACGUGGCGCUGGUGCCCAUGCUGCCCGUCGCGGCGGGAGCCAACCAGCCACCGCCGCCGCCGCCGCCGCCAGGCGGCGGCGGCGCUGCCGCCUCCGGCGGCAGCGCGCACGGUGGCAGCGCGCACGGCGGCUCCGCCGCUGCCGCCGCCGCUGCCGCGGCGGCUGCGGCGGCGGCUGUCGCCAGCCCUCGUCAGUGCGUGCUGCUGCGCUGGGGCGGGCUGCUGAGUGUGUUGGACCUGGAGAAGGGCAGUGAGGUGCCGCUGGCGACUGAGAUUGAGGCGUUCUGGCUCAGUGACGCCAUCACCUGCCAGGCCGGCGGCCUGCCUCUUGCUGACGGCGGCGGCGGCGGCGCCGUGGCCACGACAUCCGUGGGCGGCGCGGCGCCCGUGUCGGUCCGGUCGGGCGACAGCGGUACCUCGGGUCUUGAGGAGCUCGGGGCGCAGGCCGCAAACAGCCUGGCGGCAGUAGCUGCCGCGGCAGCGGCGGCAACAGCGGCAACAGCAACAGCUGCGGCUGCGCCCAGCGGCGGAGCCGCAUCCGGGUCGGCGGCGGCGGCUGCCGCUGCCGCGGCGGCGGCAGCAGCGGCGGCUGUGGCGGCGACGCUGGAUGUGGAGAUGCCGUGGUGGCUGUACGGGCCGGCGGGCAUGCAGCUGUGCUUCCCCUCCUCGCUGGGCACUCCGCUGGCGCCGCCGUACACCACCACCUCCUACAAGGGCGGCCAGGACAUCGAGCUGGAGUUCGACCAGGAGGUGUACCCAGUGGGCAUCUCGCUGGCGGAUGACGCCAUCAUCGGCAUCACACAGCGCAUCGUGCGCGGCGGCGGCGGCGGCAUGGGCGGCGGCGCGGCGGCCUCGGCCUCGCAGCUGCCCUGCUUCCACCCCAUUCCCGAGAGCCAGCCCGUGCUGCCGUGCCUGCUGCGCAGGCUGCUGCAGCGCGGCGCCUUCCAGGAGGCCGUGUCACUGGCCCGGCGGCACGCGCGCGGCCCCCACUUCCCCCGCUCCCUGGAGUGGCUGCUCUUCACAGCGCUGGAGGUGGAGACGGCGCGCGGCGGCAGCGGCAGCAGCAAGCACAAACACCAGCAGCACCAGGCCGCGGGCGGGACGGGGCCCAGCUCUGCCACCAUGACCCCCACCGCUGCGUUGGCGGCAGCCGCCGCCAGCGCACUCAAACCCUCCGCCUCCCCCACCACCACUGCCACUGCUUCUGCGACCUUCCCCUCGCCGCCCCAGUCGCUGCUGGUGGCCGCGGCCGACCUGGUCCGCCACUUCCCGCUCCUGUUCGCUGAGGUGGUGGUCAGUGUGGCGCGCAAGACCGACGCCGCGCUGUGGCCGCCGCUCUUCGAUGCGGUGGGCUCGCCCUCUCUCCUCCUGGAAGGGCUGGUGGAGGCGGGCGAGCUGGCGUCAGCGGCCUGCUUCUUGCUCAUUAUAGACAGGCUGGAAGGCGCGGGCGCGGCGCAGGUGCAGGCGCUGCGGCUGAUGCGUGCCUCGCUGCGGCGCGGUCAGUACCCGCUGUGCUGCGAGCUGCUGCGGUUCGUGGUGCCGCCCAGCCCCAGCGAGACGGAGCUGGAGGGCGCGGCGGCGGCGGCGCGGCUGUCGGGCGCCGGGCCCAGCGGUGAGCGGGCGUACGACCUCUCGUUCACAGUGGACCCGGCGGCGGCGAGCGCCUUCUCCGCCACUCUGCUGCAGGGCGGCAGCGCAGCAGCGGCGGCAGCGGCCGCGGGCAGCCAGCAGGGCACGGGCGGCGGCGCGGGCGGCUCCAGGGGCGGCGCACACUUGGAGGGCGGGGCCGCAGAGCGGGGGCCGGGCUCCGCGGCGGCGGACGAGGCACAGGGCAAAGCGCCGCGGUCCGGCGGCGGCGCAGGGGUAAGCGGCGGCGGCGGCGGCAGCGGCGACCAGGCGCAGGGGGCCGGCGGGCGGUCCUGGUUCGGGUGGCUCUUGGGGUACAGCGACCAGGCACAGCAGGGCGCCAGCUCGAGCGGCGGCGGCGCCGCCGCAUCUCAGGACGGCGGCAAGGACGGCGGCGCGGGGCAGGGGCCUGCGGAGGGCACCACCCCGGGCGCCGCGCUGGAGUCCGCGCCCAGCGGCGCCUCCGUCGCCACGGCCCGGCUGCAGCAGACCCUGGCGGCGCAGCUCGGCCCCACCGCCAGCGGCGGCAGCGCCUCCGGCGGCAGCGCGCUGGGCAGCGCCGAGCCGUCCGUGGGCUCCGCCAUCCGCGGCCCGGCGCGCUCCGGCGGCGCCGCCGGCCUGGUGGGCCCCGUGGGCUCGGGCGGCUCCGUGGGCUCUGCCGUGGCGCCGAGCAGCCCCUCCCUCGUGGCCAUGCUCGCCUCCGCCGCCUCCGGCAGCGCCGCCACAGCCAAGGCGGCGUGCCGGCUUGUGGCGGAGCACGCCUGGGCGCUGCUGGAGAGCGGCCACCUGGCGGCGCUGGCGCAGCUGCUGGCGGCGGCGGCGUUCCUGCCGGGCGGCCUGGCGGGCAUCAUGGAGCAGCACCGCGACAGCCACUACGCGGCGCGCGGCUGCGGCACGCACACCGCCCUGGAACUGCUGGCGGCGCUGGCUCUGGCGGUGAACGAGCUGCCGGUGUGGAGCAGCGAUGAGGUGGAGCGCUCGGCGGUGGCCGUGGCGGCGCUGUGCCGCGAGGUGGGCGCGGUGGCGUGGGCGGUGGCGCUGGCCGUGCUCCUGGUGGACGGCACCACGGUGGCGGCCUUCCGCGAGCAGCAGCCGGCGGUGUGGGCGUCGUUCGUGCAGAUGCUGCACGCGGACGUGACGUUCUCGUACCUGUGGGACAUUCUGGAGGUGCUCAGCGGCGCCGCCGACGGCGGCGGGCAGGAAGAGGGGCUGGCGGCGGCGGUGGAGGGGCUGCAGCUGGGGGCGCCGGGCGGGCAGGCGGAGGGAGCGGGGCUGCUAGGCAGCGAGGCGUUUGCGGCGCAAGCGGAGGCGGAGGCGAUGGAAGAGGUGGCCGCGGGGGUAGGAGCGGGGGUGAUGGGGCCUGGGACGGGUGGGCUGCAGCUGACGGCGAGCGCUGGGCGUGUGGAGCUGCGGCCCCUGGGGUUGGCGGGGGGAUUGGGGGAGAUCCAGGCGGUCCAGGAGGAGCGCACGUAGCCCGGCAGCACGAAGCCGUGCUUCAGUGGAUAUGAUGUAGGUCGCCGAGGAUAAGGCUGCAACGGAGCUGGCGAUGCAGCCGCAGGUUAUAGUAGCAGGUACCGCGCACGUGCACGCGUGUGUGCGUGUGCGUAUUGUGUAUGGAGUUGACCCGGACAGCUCGCAAGGUAUGUACAGUGGGGCCACAGCCCUAGGCCUAGGGAGUGGAAAGGGUGGAGCUCGUCGAGGAUACUGAUUGUCGUCACGUAGAUGAAUAAUGUGCUGGGGUGCCGUGCCACGGUGGGGCUCGUGUGCGGGUGCGGCGGCGCCUCAUGUGCGGACGACGAUGCGUGUGACGGCACCGCUUGGGUGCUGGAGUGGGCUAGGUAACGUGGUGCAGUGUGUGGCGCAGUGCGUGGUAGCAGCAGCGGCUGCAGCAGCCGGCGUGUCACCGGAAGUGACGUGCGUACAUGUAAUGAGUACGGCGC